Arachis ipaensis is the source of this 1575-nucleotide messenger RNA. The record is from RefSeq and is a predicted model, not a curated record. NCBI's taxonomy places the organism in Eukaryota, Viridiplantae, Streptophyta, Magnoliopsida, Fabales, Fabaceae.
AUGAGAAAUGGCGACAAAAGGGUGACAUUUGAGUAUCAGGAUUUGAUAUUGUUUCGCACUCAGCGUGUGAAGACGUUGUCAGAUUUGAAGAGUUUGAUAUUGAGCAAGCUCGGUGGUACACAAGCGAGGGAGAUAGGUAGGGUGGGGUAUAGGUUGCUGUCACCCAUGGGAAAUGGAGUGUUCCGGUUUCGACUAUUUCGACUUCAAGGGGACGAGCAUGUGCGACUAAUGUUCGACAUUCAUGGGAGGAUCAUGGUAGAACAGGUAAUGGAGUUGUCCGUCGAGGUGGGUCACGGUGGUAGUGGUGGUUCCGUACACGAAAUCUAUGUGCAGGACGAUCGACCUCUCGCACCACCGCCCAUUCAUGUCGUCAUUCCGGAGCAUGAGGCAGAGGAGGGUGAGGAGGAGUCGGACGAAGAUUACGUAGCAGACAGUGCGGACAGUGAGUCGUCCGAUGGUGGCGAUGAGGACAAGUUUGUGCCAGAGACACCUGUCGGGGCUGUGGCGCGUCAUGUGCUGCCUCCACCUCACCCGAUUCCAGCGCUAUCGGCAGUGCCAAGUCACUAUCACAGUCUAGAUCUGGACGCCAUGCAUGAGAGGACCCCGGUUUCUGACAUCUGUGAAGCGGAUUACAACCUAGACGGCGGUGUAGAGUUUUGGGUCGGCCACAGGUUCAGUAGCCGAGAGGCGGUGCUUCAAGGUGUGAAGAACUACAGUAUUCGCAGGAGUGCUGAGUACCUGGUGAUCGAGUCCGACCGGUUAAAGUACCAUGUGCAGUGCCGUCAAGUCGGCAAUGGGUGUCAAUGGAGCCUCCGUGUGGCCCUUCGUCAGAAUCUCAGAUACUGGGAGGUUCAGAGGUUUCGUAGACUGCAUAGCUGUCUAGCACCCACCAUGUCUCAAGACCAUCGUCAGUUAGAUAGAAAUUUCAUCUGCAGGGUCAUAUUGCCCUUGAUUCAGUCCAACCCCUCUGUCAGUAUCCCAGUCUUGCAAGGUGCGAUCAAGGCAAGCUAUCACUUCAAACCUUCAUACAGAAAGGUGUGGAUGGCAAAGCAGAAGGAAAUUGCACGGAUCUACGGUGAUUGGGAAGAGUCGUACAACAAGGUGCCGAAGCUGCUUCAGGCACUACAGAGCUGUUUUUUUGGCACCAUUUGUGACUUACACAUCAAACCAUACUACGAUGGACACCUCAUGGUGCGCGACUGCUGCAUGUUCGACAAAGUAUUUUGGGCUUUUCCGUCAUGUGUCGAGACCUUCAAGCAUUGCAAGCCGUUUGUAUCCAUAGACGGCACGCAUCUGUAUGGCAGGUACGGUAGAGUGUUGCUUAUUGCGGUGUCGCAAGACGGGAACAACAACAUACUACCAAUUACUUUUGCCAUAGUUGAGUCCAAGAGCACCGAGUCAUGGUCGUUCUUCCUUACUAAUUUGAGGCGCCACGUUACCCCACAAGACGGCUUGCUGGUUAUAUCUGACAGAUCUCAGGCCAUCAAGGCCGCCCUAAGCUCCGAUGAUAGUGGUUGGUAUCCCCUAGGGCGUUCCAUGCUUACUGUAUCAGACACAUGGCUGCGAAUUUCAUGA